UUUUGGGCCUUUUGCUUCAUUUGGUGUCUAUCACUUAACUCCUCCUCGCUUACUCACGUUGUUGCGAGUCUGCUUCGCCCUGGUUCUGCUUCUUCUUCUUCUUCUUUCUGUGUCUUUCAGCCUCUGUAUGUCUCCGGCUACUUCUUAGGAUCGCCGGCUUUUCAGAGAUUUUCUGUAAGAGAACAACCAUAGAUUUGCUCUUUGAGCUUUUAGUCUAUGUGCCACGAUCUUGAAUUUGAUAACGAAUGGAAGAGUAGGAAACUGAAAAGGUUGAUUCCAGUCUUCAGGAACUACAAUCAUCUACUGUUAUGUGCUCAUGCUAGUCGGUAGAACAAUUAGCAAUCAGGAGGAAGAAUUAGCACUUGCUGCAUUCUCUGUAAACGAAAUGGAUGUGGCUUUUUUCCCUUUAAGUUAGUGAAGGGUUAAUGAAGCUAUUUGAUUUUUCAGCAAGGAGCACAGGAAGCUCCGGAGAUCUCUGCAUAUCCUUAUUAACCAUUCUUAUUAAAGGGUUCUAUCCAAGAAACGUUAUCAGAUACUAUAUAACGUUCUUUCACCAAAAUAUUCUGUGCUGUUAGUGCUGACGUAUCUUAAAGAUGGACAGAUUAGACACAUCUGGCUUUGUUAGUGGGGGAAUUUGCUUAUUAGAAUAUUUUUCUAUUUUUUCAUUUAGUUCUGGUAUAUAAAACUACUAUUAGUAUGUUGUAAAAAGUGUUAUUCUAGUUGGGAUAUUUGGAGCUAUAGUGCACACUGUCAGGAGAAUGGAUCUGAACAAGAAGGGGGUACUGUUAUCUUAUGAUAAAGCAGUAAAAAGAAAUGACACCUUCGGAGAUAUUACUUUAAGCUUGAAUUGCCUUGGCUAUGGAGGUAGCAACACAGCUAGAUAUGGGUGUAAUCAAAGUAAUUCUGGAGUGAAUUGUCCCAAUGCUUCUGAUGACAACUGCCAGUUGGUCCUUGGGUUGGGCCCAACACCAAGUGCAUGCCUUGAUAAUUAUCACAAUGCUGGCUGCAAGAAGAACAAAGGAUUUGCUACCACGAUGCCUCAGGGGUUGUCAUCUGAGGGUGACUCAAUCCUACAGCUCAGUCUUUCUGGAGGUGGUAAUGAGUCUUUGAGUGUGCUUGAUAUCUCUGUUUCAACAGAGACUGAUAUUAAUACCUUCUCUUUCCCAAACCAAGUAUCUGCUGAAGAUGAUCAUCUUCCAGUUCCUGUUAUUGACGAGGGUUCUACCACUGCAAAGAAAUCAGGUGGCUAUAUGACAUCACUUCUUUUGGGUCCAAGAAGGGACCGUGCCCUUGUUUCGAUGCAAACACAAGAAGUUCUAGAGCUUGGGACUAGACCCCAGCCAAGCCAUGAAUCAUCCUCUACAACAGAGUUCUCAAUCGAGUACUCAAUUGGCACUAUAUCUGAGCAAGUAACUACUGGAGCAUCUUCAGACCACCAAACCAGCAAUUCUAAGAAAUGCAAAUUUUUGGGCUGCACAAAAGGAGCACGAGGGGCAUCUGGUCUUUGUAUUGGUCAUGGUGGCGGACAGAGGUGCCAAAAGCGUGGGUGCAACAAGGGUGCUGAGAGCCGAACUGCCUAUUGUAAGGCACAUGGUGGAGGUAAGAGAUGCCAAUACCUGGGUUGCACUAAAAGUGCUGAGGGGAAGACAGAUUACUGCAUAGCGCAUGGUGGUGGCAGAAGAUGCGGGUACUCAGGUGGGUGCAACAAGGCUGCACGAGGCAAGUCAGGCCUUUGUAUUAGACAUGGAGGGGGUAAGAGGUGUAAGGUGGAAGGCUGCUCUCGGAGUGCUGAAGGACAGGCUAGUUUGUGCAUCUCUCAUGGGGGUGGACGCCGUUGCGAAUUCCAAGGAUGUACAAAGGGUGCACAGGGGAGCACCAUGUUUUGCAAGGCACAUGGUGGUGGAAAGCGUUGCAUAUUUGCUGGGUGCACCAAAGGUGCUGAAGGGAGCACACCGCUGUGCAAGGGACAUGGUGGGGGAAAGCGCUGCCUCUUUGAUGGUGGUGGGAUUUGCCCAAAGAGUGUACAUGGAGGCACAAACUUUUGCGUUGCCCAUGGUGGUGGAAAGAGAUGUGCAGUGCCUGACUGCACAAAGAGUGCACGUGGCCGCACAGAUUGUUGUGUUAGGCAUGGAGGAGGAAAGCGGUGCAAGUUUGAAAACUGUGGGAAGAGUGCCCAAGGGCGCACCGAUUUCUGCAAGGCUCAUGGCGGGGGAAAGCGAUGUAGUUGGUCAGAGGGCAAAUGUGAGAAAUUUGCGAGGGGUAAGAAUGGUCUUUGUGCCACUCACAGUAACAUGGCUCAAGAGUGGGAGAUGAACAGGGGAGGCUUGAUUGCGCCACAACUCUUUCAUGGCAUUGUAUCUGGUGCUUCAACUGCAGGGAGCGGUAAAAUUGUAAACAGUAGUUCUUCCUCCAGAGCCAGUGCUGUACCCACCGGGGUUGAAUUGCUCGAAAGGCCAGGAAAAAGACAACAUCUCAUGCCCCCACUGGUAUUGGUUCCUCUAUCAAUGAAGUCCUCGUCAUCUAAUUCAAGUCUCUUGAGUGCUGAGAAGACAGAGGGAGGGAGGGAUGCCUAUGGAAUUGGUGUUAGCAGUGGCGACGGGAGCAGAAGCUUGGAGUUUAUGGUUCCGGAGGGGAGAGUCCGUGGCGGGGGACUCCUGUCAUUGUUUGGUGGAAAUUUGAAGAAUGCAAUUGAUGGGAUCUGAAGUUGAUCCCUCAACUUGCAGAGUUUAUUUCACUUCAUGUUGUGAAUUAGGGACUUCUUAGUGGUUAACUGUGUAUAAGGUUUGGUGCUUACUUGCUCAAAGACUAAUUAUGUAUCUUUUGUUAUUUUGUUAAUUUUAAUAUUAUGGGCAAUUUUAUUGUA
This is a messenger RNA of Carya illinoinensis, 2863 nucleotides long. RefSeq lists its product as uncharacterized. NCBI's taxonomy places the organism in Eukaryota, Viridiplantae, Streptophyta, Magnoliopsida, Fagales, Juglandaceae. The record is from RefSeq and is a predicted model, not a curated record. The transcript has 3 exons. Bases 759 to 2702 code for a protein of 647 amino acids.